AUGGAAACGGUUCACAACCUGAAUGACAUGGAAAAGCUUGCCACAGCACAGCUAGACAGACGAACAUGGCGCUUCAAUUACGCAGCCGCAGGCGACUUGAUCUCAAAACACCUGGACCAAGAAGUCUACCGUUCAAUCCUCCUCCGGCCGCGAAUCCUCGCCAGCGUCAAAGAAUGCGAUUUGACCACUACAAUCAUCGGCAAUACAGUCGGACUCCCCUUAUUUGUGUCACCCAUGGCAAUGGUUCGCCUGGCACACCCGGCUGGUGAAGCCGGAAUUUCCACCGCAUGUGCUGGCCUCGGCGCUAUGCAUAUCAUUUCGAACAAUGCAUCCAUGACCCCGGAGGAGACUGUCGCAGGAGCAGCACCUGAGCAAAUUUUCGGAUUCCAGUUGUAUGUCCAGAACGAUCGCAGCGAGAGCGAGGCGGUUCUAGCCAGGGUUAAUAAGAUCCCUGCGAUAAAGUGCAUUGUUCUGACUGUCGACGAGCCCGUUCCGGGUAAGCAUGAGCUGGGCGACAGAGGGUUCGAGCCGUAUGAUGAAGUGCAUAAAGGACAUCCAAGUCCAGUACAGGAAGUAUCUACACCAACUUCAGGAGUAAGUGUUGCGAUCCCAUCGGUCUCAGGACCAGCAUCGGAUCUGGACUGGAGCGAUACGCUACAGUGGCUCGCGCGCCAUACCUCACUGCCUAUCAUAAUCAAAGGCGUUCAAACACACGAAGACGCCCAGAUAGCUGCGAACUACGCUCCCCUCGUCAAAGCGAUAAUCCUAUCGAACCACGGAGGUCGUGUUGUUGACACCGCUCCGCCGGCUGUUCACACCCUGCUGGAGAUCCGCAGGUACUGCCCCGACGUUCAACAGAAACUCGAUAUUAUGGUCGACGGGGGAGUUCGACGAGGAACGGAUGUUGUAAAGGCCCUGUGUCUGGGUGCGAAGGCAGUUGGGAUUGGACGGCCGGUGCUCUGGGGCCUUGGUGCUGGUGGUGUUGCUGGAGUAGAGAGGGUAUUUCAGAUUCUGGCUGAGGAAACCAGGAGCUGUAUGCAAUUAUUGGGCGUGCGAAGAGUUGCAGACCUGGGGAUGCACCAUAUUAAUACGAGUAUAGUAGAAACGCAGAUUUAUGACAGGGGCUAG
Molecule: messenger RNA, 1128 nt
Organism: Aspergillus versicolor CBS 583.65
Lineage: Eukaryota; Fungi; Ascomycota; Eurotiomycetes; Eurotiales; Aspergillaceae
Exons: 3
Coding region: 1-1128 (375 amino acids)
Molecular function (GO): FMN binding; oxidoreductase activity
Source: RefSeq, a predicted model, not a curated record